Molecule: messenger RNA, 498 nt
Organism: Ilyonectria robusta
Lineage: Eukaryota; Fungi; Ascomycota; Sordariomycetes; Hypocreales; Nectriaceae
Exons: 3
Coding region: 1-498 (165 amino acids)
Source: RefSeq, a predicted model, not a curated record
AUGUCUCUUUUGAGAGGUGUGUGGCACUGUCACCGGCGAGAGGGAGAAGCAAAAGAGAGAAAGAAGAAAAGGAAGCAGAAGACGAAGCCAUCGACCGGGACUAGCAGUGACACUGACGUUGACAGUGACACUAGCACUGGCAUGGUCGUCAUUAUACGCACUCGCCUACUUGCUUCCGGGCUGCGGGUCCUUUGUCCGUCCUUGCACUGUACCUACCUUUGGUUCAACCGCACAGCACUGAGCAACCAUUCCGGCGCUCCUUCCUUCCUCUCACGGUGUCCCGGUUGUCCUCCUUCCCACAUGGUCCAGGCUACAGACCACUCAACUUCAAGGUACCCAGGCCAACCCUACAUUUCUUUACCUUACAUCCACCUCCAGAGGCAUUCAUCCGCAUCACAUCCUGGCAAGCCUCGGACGCACGCUGCUGCUGCUACUGCUCGAGCUACUGCACCCUCCUCCUCUUCCGGGUGUGUCGCUGUCUCCUCCGUCGACACCUGA